AUGUCCGCACCUCUUGUGCAGUUUAAAAAAGGACCAUCACGUCGGCCUGUACAAUCCCGCAAACGCUCGCCUUCACCCAUAGCCGAAUCCGAUCUCCCUUCUUCAUCAACAGCUACAACGGUAAUACGGCCGGACAAGAAAUCUAUAGCAAAUCCACUUGUACAAGGAACCAAAAGAAGGCGCGAUAUAAACGAAGAUCCUGUAGAUGGCGGAUUGGAAGAUUUAGAGUAUAGAGCAGAUGAAGGUAUGACACGUAGAGCAGAUGAAUUAGUCACAAGAUCAAAUGACUGGGAUCUGGAAGCUGGAGAUGGAGAUGGAGAUGUAUUGAAAGAGAAGAAGAUCAAACUGAAUGAGGAUGGAGAUAUAGAUGAUGGACAAUAUAGAGGAACAUCAAAUUAUCUACCGACGAUAAACAAAACUCGUGAAAUACUAAACGCUAAAAUGAAAGCAGGACCUAUAAGAGCCACAUCACAUGUUAGAACUAUAACUGUAAUGGAUUAUCAACCUGAUGUGUGUAAAGAUUACAAAGAAACUGGAUUUUGUGGAUAUGGUGAUUCAUGUAAAUUCUUACAUGAUCGCGGUGAUUAUCUAGCUGGUUGGCAAAUGGAUAAUUUAGAUCCAAAUUCUCAAGCUGUGAUUGAAGAAGAAGAUGAAGAAGAAGAAGUUCCUUUCGCUUGUUUGAUAUGUAGAAAUAAUUUCACAAAUCCUGUCGUGACUAAAUGUGGUCAUUAUUUCUGUAUGAAUUGCGCUACAAAACGCUUCAUCAAAUCACCUAAAUGUUAUGCAUGUGGUGCCCCUACUUCUGGAAUAUUCAACACUGCGGAUAAAAUCUUGGCCAAGAUGGAAGCUAGGAAUAAGGCUAAAAGGGAUGCAAAAGGUCUAAGAGAUGAAGAGGAGAAUAACGGUGGUGGAAUCGAGAUUGGUGGUGCUAGUGGUAGUGAAGGCGAGGAAGAAGAAGGAGAAGAAGACUAG
Molecule: messenger RNA, 972 nt
Organism: Kwoniella shivajii
Lineage: Eukaryota; Fungi; Basidiomycota; Tremellomycetes; Tremellales; Cryptococcaceae
Exons: 3
Coding region: 1-972 (323 amino acids)
Biological process (GO): snoRNA splicing
Cellular component (GO): U2-type spliceosomal complex
Molecular function (GO): metal ion binding
Source: RefSeq, a predicted model, not a curated record